Molecule: messenger RNA, 558 nt
Organism: Penaeus vannamei (Pacific white shrimp)
Lineage: Eukaryota; Metazoa; Arthropoda; Malacostraca; Decapoda; Penaeidae
Source: RefSeq, a predicted model, not a curated record
AUGACCUUUGACCUGACCUCUGACCUCGGCGAUAAUAACUCGCGAGAUUUCUGGUCGAGAGAAGCGCGGCCCUCCCAUACCCGUGCCCACCCUUGCCCAUACCCCGUGCCCCAAGCCCUUGCCCAUACCCCGUGCCCCACCCUCCCAUACCCCGUUGCCCCAAGCCCUUCCCAUACCCCGUGCCCCAACCCCCUUGCCCAUACCCCGUGCCCCAACCCUUGCCCUAACCCCGUGCCCCCCCUUACCCAUACCCCGUGCCCCAACCCUUACCCAUACCCCGUGCCCCAACCCCUCACCCAUACCCCCGUGCCCCAAGCCCUCACCCAUACCCCGUGCCCCAAGCCUUACCCAUACCCCGUGCCCAACCCCUCACCCAUAGCCCCAACACCCAUACCCCGUGCCCCAACCCCUUACCCCUACCCUAGCCCCACCUUCCCCAAACCCCCGCGUCGCCCUAAAGCACGUGAUCUUAUCCUCUGCCUCUUAAGGUCGCCCUCAAAGCACGUGAUCUUAUCCUCCACUUCAUUUUCCUCAUUAAGUCUUGGCAUCGAGGAUUAG